Messenger RNA from Chelmon rostratus (copperband butterflyfish), 1423 nucleotides. RefSeq names its product dysbindin-like. The coding region runs from base 1 to 645 and encodes 214 amino acids. Gene Ontology annotation, biological process: negative regulation of protein kinase activity. Gene Ontology annotation, cellular component: cytoplasm. The transcript is spliced from 5 exons. NCBI's taxonomy places the organism in Eukaryota, Metazoa, Chordata, Actinopteri, Chaetodontiformes, Chaetodontidae. The record is from RefSeq and is a predicted model, not a curated record.
AUGUCAUCUACUGGGUCAGCCAACCACAACAAGCGUCUGGCAUCAGAUUUGAAGAAUGAAAACUCUCAGAAGGCGCGGGACAAUGAUUCUGGCCAGCACCUGAAGCUGAAGGAGAGACAGCGCUUUUUUGAGGAGGUCUACCAGCAUGAUGUGGAUAACUACCUGCCCUCUGCUCACCUGCAGAUCGACUGCAGGAAACCCCCUAUGGGAAGUAUCUCCUCUAUGGAAGUGAACGUGGACGUGCUAGAGCAGAUGGACCUGAUGGACAUCUCUGACCAGGAGGCCCUUGACGUCUUCCUCAACUCAGGAUCAGGAGCGGAUGAGGGAGCGCUGGCAUCUCCACUACCAGAGGCGGAGGACGAGGAAGAAGAAGAGGAGGAUGAAGAUGCCGAGGUGAUCUACAGGGAGCGGGCACCUUUGAAACGGCAAAAUGAAGUUCACCGCGGCUCAAAGGCCCGCAUGUCCUCUACAUCCUCUGGUUCCAGUGAUACCAGUGGGGGCGGAGACGACACACCGGUGAUCCAGUCGGACGACGAGGAAGUCCACGCCGACACUCUGCUGCUGACCUCUGUUCCCCAUGCCAGAGAUGAAGAAACAGAGGAGGAAGAGGAGGAGGAAAGAUGCCUUGCAACUAAAGCUUCAUAAAGACUGAAUUUUACUCUCUGUAGAGAUACACAAAGAGGAUAAAACGAGUUUGAGAGCUCUCUCUCUCUCUGUCUCUCUACAUUUGCUUUCCAUUUUUCGGGGAGAAAACCCUAGCAUGGUUGACCUGGCUGUGAUUUGCUGUGUCGUUUUCCUGAGUACACUGGAAUUUUCUUUUCAAUUACAAAUCUUUUUCCCAGUAACUGUUAAAUAGUCCAUUUAAUUGUUGGUUUAAACUUUUGGCAAUGGUGAAAUGUCCAAGAUUCCUGGCAUGCAUACAGUAUGCAAAUAACUCCAGUCAUCCCAGGACCAUGCACUAACUUGUUGUGGCUGAGAUGAAACGACUGUCAGUUCAACUUUUGUUCCUCUUACUGCCAGAGGGGAAACCUCUCUCAUGUCCAUUUCGUGACUCGAACGCACAGGUGCCAAACAGCCAUGUGAAACAGGAAGGCUGCAAGGCAUCAUUGCUUUACACACUUCCCCCAAAUAAAAGAACAGAAACAGAGAAAAGUCCUAAACAGAGAGCAAAUGCAGACAAAGACAAAGAGGGGAAAUCCAAAGCUCAUCUAUAUCGAUACAACCUGGACAGGUCACCAGUCAAUCACAGGACUGACAGACAAUUGGUCACGCUCACAUUUAACCUACAGGCAACUCAGAGUUGCCAAUUACCCUAACUCGCAUGUCUUUGGACAUGAAGCCAAAGUACCAACAGAAAACCCACGCAAGGUAUGGCAAGACAUGGCAAGACAUGGCAAGACAUGGCAGCUGCCAUUCUCUGGAA